AUGCUCGAUAACCUCAUGUAUUUUGUUGGUCACAGUACGAUAGCACAUCAAGCGACCAAGCGGGUUGCCACCGCAGGCACCAGCAGCCACGAUUUUGAGCUGGUCAUAGCUCCAGAGAGGUACCAACAGUCGCCGGAGGAAACACUAUCGAUUUUUAGUAUUCGCAAUGUCUGGGGGCCUGUCCCGUUAAAGGCAGGGACAUUUUUUUCCUGGAUGAGAGUAGUUGAGAUCACCAUAUGUUCGGCUAUGUUUCAGACGAAUCAACAACGCAAAAAGCUAGAUUUCUUUUGGCAAAGAUCCCGCACCAGAGAACAGCUUUACGUGCAGCACCUGGUAGAUGAGGCACCCUAA
Plasmopara halstedii is the source of this 351-nucleotide messenger RNA. RefSeq lists its product as uncharacterized. The record is from RefSeq and is a predicted model, not a curated record. Lineage: Eukaryota; Oomycota; Peronosporomycetes; Peronosporales; Peronosporaceae. The coding region runs from base 1 to 351 and encodes 116 amino acids. The transcript has a single exon.